Exophiala aquamarina CBS 119918 is the source of this 975-nucleotide messenger RNA. RefSeq lists its product as uncharacterized. The transcript has 2 exons. Gene Ontology annotation, molecular function: FMN binding. Bases 1 to 975 code for a protein of 324 amino acids. The record is from RefSeq and is a predicted model, not a curated record. NCBI's taxonomy places the organism in Eukaryota, Fungi, Ascomycota, Eurotiomycetes, Chaetothyriales, Herpotrichiellaceae.
AUGUCACCACAGUCGUCUGAGCCUCCAAAGGCUCAGGAAAAGUAUGGUGCUGAAACUACUGUCAAGCGAAAUCCACACCCGGAUUUUAUAAAGGUACAAGCAUCUCGACCAGAUUGGGAUGAAUCCCGGCAAUGGCAUCUCACUAAAACUAGAAAUCCUAGCUGGACUUACGGCUCUGGAGCAAGUGAAAAAUCUAGUAUCAACAAAUCCCACGUAUCUAUUGACCCAUAUGCUAAAGGGCGGCCUCCAGUAUAUAAUUACAAGCUCCUCAUAUCUGGUAUCGUCCCAAGGCCGAUCGGAUUUCUCUCAACCACUUCUAAAGAUGGCUCAUCAACGAACCUGGCGCCUUUCUCAUAUACCCAGGUCUUCAACCACGACCCUCCGAUUUUCGCUGUAGGGUUUACCGGUGGUCUUGAGGACGCAAAAGAUACACUGAGAAAUCUGGUGGAUACGGAUGAGGUUGUCAUCAACAUUAUCAGUGACCACUACCUCGAAGCUGCUAACGCAUGUGCCAUCGACCUUCCGUACGGCCAGUCAGAAUGGGUUGCUUCAGGACUUACACCUGUCGAGAGCAAAGUUGUCACACCUUGUCGUGUUAAGGAAGCGGUUUUUAGCAUAGAAGGCAAACUGUUGAACACCCAGGAAUUCGUGUCCCGAACAUAUCCUGGCAAGAAGACUGGGGUCCUGGCCGUUAUCGAAGGAGUACACUUUUGGGUCCGGGAGGACGCCAUCAACGAAGAACAAAAUCUCAUCGAUCCUGCCAUCUUGCGGCCGAUUAGCAGGUUAGGUGGCAUCACCUAUGCCAGGGUGACCGAUGGCUUCGAGAUCCUACGACCAGUACUGAAGCGAGAGCUCGAGGAAGGGAGAAUCGGAGAUGAGCUACUCAAGCCGAAGAUAUAUAUCGAGUCGAAGGGGGCCAUCUUUGCUGCGAUACUACGGCCACUUCGAGAAGGUCGAGAAUGGUGGACUACCUAG